Geosmithia morbida is the source of this 663-nucleotide messenger RNA. RefSeq names its product putative methyltransferase. Lineage: Eukaryota; Fungi; Ascomycota; Sordariomycetes; Hypocreales; Bionectriaceae. The transcript has a single exon. The coding region runs from base 1 to 663 and encodes 220 amino acids. The record is from RefSeq and is a predicted model, not a curated record.
AUGGCAGACUACAUAUCCACCCCAUCACCACGCAACCCCCUCCUAUCCUCCGGCAUACUAUCCUCAUCCUCCCCUUCCUCGUCGUCUGUCCUGGAGCUAGGCUGCGGGAUAAGUCCCCUCUUGGGAAUCUGUCUGUCCCCCCACGUAGGACACUACAUCUUGUCCGAUCAGUCCUACGUUCACCGUCUCAUAACUCAAAAUCUAGAGGCCAAUACUGCCACAUCCAACACUGCAGACAAAUCUUCCAAAUCUUCUCGCUCCCGUCGAGCGGUACCGGCAGCAUCGGCAGUAGGAGGAGGAGGAGGAAGCACUUCCAGAAACAUAUCAUUCCAGCCUCUAGACUGGGAGACAGACGCCGUAUCAUCCGCGCUCAGCCCGACGGGAGAUUUUGACCUCGUCAUAGCGUGCGACUGCGUCUUCAACUACGCACUCGUCAAGCCAUUCAUAGGCGCCUGCGUCGACGCCUGUCGUCUCAGGGGGGAGCAGAAGACGCCCACCGUCUGUCUUGUCGCUCAGCAGCUGCGCUCUGACGACGUGUUCCAGGUGUGGAUGGCAGAAUUCCAUCGGCAUUUCCGCGUCUGGCGGUUCCCUUCGGACAUAUUACCCGAGGAGCUUCGUCCGGAGAAUGGUUUUGUCAUUCAUGCUGGUGUUCUGAGGGAGUGA